Messenger RNA from Trypanosoma rangeli, 1914 nucleotides. RefSeq lists its product as uncharacterized. Lineage: Eukaryota; Euglenozoa; Kinetoplastea; Trypanosomatida; Trypanosomatidae. The record is from RefSeq and is a predicted model, not a curated record. Bases 1 to 1914 code for a protein of 637 amino acids. The transcript has a single exon.
AUGCGGCAUUCAAAAAUGCAGUCUCCGACGUCACUGGGAGAGAGUCAUGUUAGUAAUGGGGUCCACCUUGCAGUCAACAGUUGUGAAAACUGUGAUUUUAGAUGCGCUGCUCGUGCCACUGGCGACACCACCUCAUCUGUGGACUUUGGGAACUCAAGCACACAUGCAGCAGAAUAUUUCUGCCCAGUAUUUAUCCCGUCUAAGUCACGAUAUCACAGUGAACGUGGAACCAUCUCGCUCCUGAUACGGGAUAUGGUGCCCUUUACGCUCGUUGUGGAGCCAGGGGAGCGCGUGCUGUACGAACAGCUGGUGGAUAGGUUGCUGAAGAAGUGGUGGUGGGGUGCGGGGGAUGCGGAGGAAGAUGGGGCACGGUGGUUGCCCCAGCGUCCAGGGUUCCGACAAAUGUCCCGCCUCCAGUCGCAGGCGUUGGUCUCCACGCCGCCCUGCACACCCCCACCCCCAGCUCCACUACCAAUACGGCGACAGCGAGAUGUAGCAGAGGUGCGGAAACUUGUCAAUAUUCAGUCGCUGCCAUUAUCUGAUCAAGGCGUGUCUUAUGUUCGGAAUCACAUUCUGACAGAACUUGUUUCGAGAGCGUUGUCAACAACCUCAAGCGUCUUGUUAAACGAUCGGGCGGCGCAGUGGUUUUGGGUAAUGGAUGACGACAUUCAACGAUUCUACAUGGCCUGGAAUGGCAAGAACAAUGUCAUUACUCCACGUCAACUUUUUACUGAGGUCUACAGUCGCAUCCAGAUGUUACACGGUUCCGCUUGCGAAAUGAAUGACAUUGCCGUAUUUUCUUUGGAGUACCCCCGAUUUGCUUACAAGUAUGGUGAUGGCGAUUUGGCUUUGAACAGUUACAAUAACAUUGCCUCGCUUUUUCGUUACGAUCUUGUGCCGCCCGACUGCCGCUACCGCUUCCGUAUCCGUGAGGACUAUGACUACACGUUGCAGCUUAUAAGUCAUGGGCUAAAGACGGCGCGGUUUCGUAACCUUUCCUUUGAGGUGCCUGGAAUGGCAGAGAUGGCGGGAGGUAUGACGAACUACUACAAGACUCAGAAGGAGGACAUCAGACUGCAGAACAAGAUGUUUGUCGAGACUUGGCCGGCUGUGGCACAGGAAUGCAUCAAGGGAAAGGGAGUUCUACAACGGGAAGACAUACGCGUCCGGUGGGACCUUCUUCAUCCAAAGAAAAACCCUAACCCCAGCGCUACUGUGCACUGCCGCACGCCACUGCAGACGAAGGCGCAUAAAUCCCUACCCCACAACAUCAAUGCGGCACACCCAAAGACGAACGAGGGCUGUGGUAAGCCCUUAGGCAGCGCAAAGAAAGGCAAGUUGAAGGCAAAAAGAAGUCGGUCGUCGGAUGCGGCGCGGGAAGCGAGAAAAACGGAAGAGGAUGUGGAGGAGCAGAAGCUUCGAAUGACCUCAAUGAUGACCACGGGUUUGACUGAGAAAAAACAUACGGAGACGAAGGCGUCAAAUGUGGAAAUCAGGAGACUACCUGGGUGGAAGGGCUACGCCCUCGAACGAUGGAGAUGUCUUACGGAAGAUGAGGCCUUGGGACUGCACUUACAUCCCAUUCCAUCAGAAAGAUUGCGUCUUGGGCAAACCGUUGCAGUUGUUCCACCUUUGUUUCAUCAAACCCCUUCUGUUGUGGAAGCCGUACUUGUCGACAAGAGCAUUGUGCGGAAGCGCCGAGUUAGAAAGACGGAAGGGCCUGGUACCACAGAAGUGAAGAAGGGGUCAGAGGAGGAUACCGUUAUUGAGUGGAGUGCGGUGGCGCGUGGGCUACCUAUCCUAUCUGUUACUUGUUGCUAUGAAGUACCUGCGGUGGGUGUUGGUGUCGUCGCUGCCGCUGUGGAUGCCUUCUUUGAGAGGGAGUUGGAGAAGGAAAAAGAAGCUGUGGGGUAG